AUGUCAUCUCCAAGCACCGACACGUUCGAUAUCGGCCGGGCCCAACUGCCGCCAGACACUGUCGCUAUCGUCACGGGAGCUGCCGAGGGACUAGGCAAAAGCUUCGCGGAGGGAUUGCUGGAAAAGGGUGCAAAGGGUGUGUGCAUUGCGGACGUGAACGAGCCACUGGGGUUGAAAACGGUUCGGGAAUUUUCGGAUCAGUUUGGUGGAGGUCGGGUCAUCUUCGUCAAGUGCGACGUCACGUCGGCUUCGGAGGUCGAAGCCGCGUUUGCAAAGACAAAGGAGAAAUACGGCGCCAUUAACUUGAUGGUAAACAACGCAGGAAUUGUCAACGAGAAAGACAUGGCACUGACAAUCAACGUAAAUGUUACCGGGGUUGCGUAUGGGACCUACACCGCCAUUAAGUACAUGAGCCCGGCAGAGGGCGGUAAAGGAGGCAAAAUCAUCAACAUCGCAUCCGUUGCAGGCUUGUUUCCCAACGAAAUCUUACAAAUCUACGUGGCUACGAAAUUUGCUGUUUUGGGCCUGACGAGAUCCCUUAUGGCCGAUCCACGUUUGAAGGAAAAAGGGAUAACUUUUAGUGCGUUGUGCCCAGGGUUUGUGGAAACUAGGAUCUACGACAAGUGGGUGCUGCGACAACAGGAGGAAGACGAGAAAUACUUGGAAAAGUACGAGGAAGAAUACGGCAUGAUGGAGAUCCCCGUGGUUCGUGAUGCCUUUCUGCGGCUGGUCCUUGAUGACUCCUGGUGCGGGAAAGUCAUGGCCGUCAUGAAGUUGGAAGGCAUAUUCGAUCCAUUAGCUCAGUAA
This is a messenger RNA of Patiria miniata (bat star), 807 nucleotides long. Its product is annotated as 15-hydroxyprostaglandin dehydrogenase [NAD(+)]-like. Gene Ontology annotation, molecular function: oxidoreductase activity, acting on the CH-OH group of donors, NAD or NADP as acceptor. The coding region runs from base 1 to 807 and encodes 268 amino acids. The record is from RefSeq and is a predicted model, not a curated record. NCBI's taxonomy places the organism in Eukaryota, Metazoa, Echinodermata, Asteroidea, Valvatida, Asterinidae. The transcript is spliced from 7 exons. Gene Ontology annotation, cellular component: cytoplasm.